ACGAUAAAAGCUAGAAGCUAGAUUCGAGUCAAAAAUUUGAUCGAUUGAACAACCAUUUUUUUUAUAUAUUGAAUCUAGCAAUGAAAAAAUUUGGUCCACUCAACAAUCGUCUUUUAACAUUAAGCCCACAGAAGUAGUCACGUCCGAUCGAAUAAUUGAAUAGACAAACAUUAGUGUCUAUGUGAAACGGGCCUGCAGAUUUAAAAAUUAUUGUUGUACAGAGCUUCAGUUCCAUGGACUUAUGUUGUGAAUAUCCUCGACCGCCCCACAAUCGCACAACUUUUGUUUUCUUUGCGUAUUGGAAUUUUCUUCCGGGGUAUCAUGUUUUUGUUGGAGAUUGAUGCCUUUGCAGAUCUUUAAAAAGUAUAUAUCUGUUCCUUGGUUAACAUCAAAUGGCAUGGAUUAUGUUCUAACCCAAAAAAAUUCAGCUUUGAAAUAUAGCAGUAGAGUUUGCGGGAUCUCCAUUCAUGGCGGCAAUUCGAAGUUCCUCUGCCCUGAAUCUGAAAAGUUCAGUUGCCCGGGCUCAUGACUGCAGAACCUCUCGAAAGCCUUGUAAAAACAGGACUUUGAAAAAAAGGUCAGUUAAUCAUAACAAGAUUGCUGUUUGUAGGGCUGGAUUGAAUUUCUGUGACCUGGUUCCUGAAAAUAAGAAGGAGGUGCUGGGAUUUGAACUUCCGAGAUACGAUACAUCAAGGCAUUUCACUGUGGAUUUGGUUGUUGCUGGCAGUGGACCAGCCGGCCUAUCAGUUGCCCAACAGGUUUCAGAGGCUGGAAUAUCAGUUGUGUGCAUAGAUCCAUCUCCACAGACCAUUUGGCCAAAUAACUAUGGUGUUUGGGUUGAUGAGUUGGAAGCCAUUGGUCUGGUGGAUUGCCUUGAUACCAUCUGGGAUGAUGCAGUUGUGCACCUGGAUGAUAACAGAAGUAAGUUUCUAAGUAGACCUUAUGGUAGGAUAAACAGAAAAUUGCUUAAAGAGAAAAUGAUGGGGAAAUGCAUUUCUAAUGGAGUCAGGUUUCAUCAAGCUAAGGUUUUGAAUGUGACCCACGAAAGUUUAAGGUCUUCUGUUUUGUGUGAUGAUGGUGUUAGUAUUCAAGCUACUUUAGUGUUGGAUGCAACUGGUUUUUCGAGGUGUUUAGUGGAAUAUAAGGAGGCCUAUAAUCCUGGAUAUCAGAUAGCUUAUGGGAUAUUAGCAGAGGUUGACUGGCACCCAUUUGAUUUGGGGAAAAUGGUUCUGAUGGAUUGGAGGGAUUCCCAUUUGGGGAAUGAACCUGUUCUCAGGGCUAAGAAUGAGAAGUUGCCAACUUUCUUGUAUGCAAUGCCAUUUGAUUCAAAUAGGAUUUUUCUCGAAGAGACCUCACUUGUCAGUAGGCCUGCUAUGGCCAUGGAAGAGAUUAAGAAAAGAAUGGUUGCAAGAUUGAGGUAUUUGGGUAUUAAGGUAAAGAGGAUUGAGGAGGAUGAAAGGUGUGUUAUACCCAUGGGAGGCUCUCUUCCUGUGAUCCCUCAAAGAGUUACUGGAAUUGGUGGCACUGUGGGAAUGGUGCAUCCAUCCACUGGAUAUAUGGUUGCAAAAACAUUAGCUACAGCUCCUAUUGUAGCCAAUUCUAUCAUACAGUGUCUAGGUUGCCCAAGGAUGAUUAGGGGGACCAAUCUCUCCGCCUCUAUUUGGAAUGAUUUAUGGCCACCGGAGAAAAAAACUCAAAGAGAGUUCUUUUGCUUUGGAAUGGAUGUCCUGUUGCAGCUGGAUUUAGAAGGCACAAGGGGUUUUUUCGAUGCAUUCUUUGACCUUGAUCCAUACCAAUGGCAUGGUUUUUUGUCUUCCAGGUUAUUCUUUCCAGAUUUGAUUAUGUUUGGUCUGUCUUUGUUUGCUCAUGCCACCUUUACUUCCAAGUUGGAUAUUGUGGGAAAGGGUACACUUCCUCUGUUAAAGAGAAUCGACAAAUUUGUUGGUCGAGAAGGAAUUUUCUUUACUCCCACCUCAAUAAAGGAUUAUGUUUAAUCUAUUAAUGUAAACGAAAAAGAUCGCUAAGAAUUUACUGUCAUUACUAUAAAAUACAUGCAAAUCUCUUAGAAUAGGGUUUUCAAACAACUGUUGCCAUAUAAAUCCUACCAGAUUUCUAAGGAGGGCAAUGAACAGGGUUUUAAGUUGACCCAGGUGCAAAGGGGCCGAGACUUUAAAGGCUUAGUGUCCAUACCUAAGUAGCCUUUUAUGGCCAUUAACUUGUAACAAAAUUUCAUCCACGUAUCUUCAGGGUUGGAAACUAUUGUAACUCAACAGAUGAAAACUGCUGCUCUAUAUUUAAGAAUAGUAAGGAGCAUAAAUGGCCUGUGAUUCUACUGAGCAUAUUUUUUUCA
Cryptomeria japonica (Japanese cedar) is the source of this 2350-nucleotide messenger RNA. RefSeq names its product lycopene beta cyclase, chloroplastic. Gene Ontology annotation, biological process: carotenoid biosynthetic process. Bases 468 to 1994 code for a protein of 508 amino acids. Lineage: Eukaryota; Viridiplantae; Streptophyta; Pinopsida; Cupressales; Cupressaceae. The transcript has a single exon. The record is from RefSeq and is a predicted model, not a curated record. Gene Ontology annotation, molecular function: oxidoreductase activity, acting on paired donors, with incorporation or reduction of molecular oxygen.